Struthio camelus australis is the source of this 7638-nucleotide messenger RNA. The record is from RefSeq and is a predicted model, not a curated record. Lineage: Eukaryota; Metazoa; Chordata; Aves; Struthioniformes; Struthionidae.
AUGAUAUCAUUGCCAGCAGUAGAUGUAUCUGAAGGGUUUGGUUGCUUCUCUCCGUUCCUGAUUUUUUUUUUUUUUCCCCUCUCUUUAAUCACAUUAGAAGUUUUGGAAGAACUGCCAGAAACAAGUGGGAAAACAGCACGGCGUUUCUUCUUUAAUUUAACUUCCAUCCCUAAUGAGGAGUCUGUCACCUCAGCUGAACUCCAGAUUUUUCGGAAACAGGUGCACGGAGCCUCUGAGAACAACAGCAGCUACCAUCACCGUAUUAAUAUUUAUGAAAUUAUAAAGCCAGCCACAGCCACCUCUAAGGACCCUGUCACAAGACUUUUGGACACCAGGUUGGUGCAUCAUAAUGCAAGUAAAUGGGAAAGUUUUGAUGUAACGCCAGCUGUAAUGAGGUGGAUUGCACAUGGACAACCUAAUCAUGGGUUUGUGGUAGAGGUGGUUCACUUGGACAAAGAGAACAGUGCCUCCAAGAGGCACGUUAGGAUUAGCAGGUCUUUACAUCAGGAUGAAGAUAGCUGGUCUCAGCUCAGGCCAUUAUUAGUAACGUUUGGGCAUGAUGGCAAGGGACACCCGCUUCAUAAAAGAGAAAAGCGUCAAGUGAAACACAAACAGCGUAAACGCCACAAAUACAGUUGCAAAAGGCAUCCGUUAUAUGUGGACUUCAAUGAUGUGGGGUGGAAUGACUGGAUUGUUGCCCCACCGGGGUAUAGUGCCUUUUACUGCCAUGGGGAAUGUCCUUUUCCACUGGCAGAUCAUCUAAACUCAACAAACCAUGCCAUUGUUCAGACUUUGGUCAAUUCAGUGAAUUCCAAAAUCCCUAAGGCUUGCUGUGUGCCGACAGAACUGAGUGCUAUUUCCAUGCUCUACCUUGAUGAGAAUGAAAAAGUUGUAUUAAAGAACUAUCAAGAUAUGGUUGUGGAGGGUUGUGGGUGCCGCUAACACAGCAGAUAUAUUAGACAAAUACAAAAAAAGCUGACACUUUAAUAUUUCCCAAUGAAGACUUUAUUUAUGUAAUGAAAUGGAAAGAAAAAAAAAACACAACUAUUUUGAAAAUAUAUUUAUGUCUACAAAAAGUUGGGAAAACAAAUAUUUUAAUCAGAGAAAUAUUCCUUUAAAGAUUUUAAAUGUAUUUUAGUUGUACAUUUUAUAUGGGUUUAACCCCAGCACAUGAAGUAUAAUGGUCAGAUUCUUAUUUUGUAUUUAUUUACUAUUAUAACCACUUUUUAGAAGAAUAGCUAAUUUGUAUUUAUAUGUAAUCAAAAAGAAAAAAAUAUAGGGUUUGUACAUAAUUUUCCAAAAUUGUAGCUGUUUCAAUUGUGUGUAUUUAAGUUGAAAAGAAUACAUGGAACGUUACUAUGGCAAAGUGCAUAGCACAUUUGCUUUCUGCUGUGCUACUGUUAAGGUCACAAGUUCAAGUCCAGAAAAAAGUGGAUAAUCCACUCUGCUGACUUUCAAGAUUAUUAUAUUGUACAAUUCUCAGGAAUGCUGCAGGGUGGGCUGUCCAAUCCAUGAGAACUGGCAUCCUCUUUAGGUGGAAGAUUUGGAUAAGAACCAGACAUUGCUGAUCUAGUAUAAAUACUGCUAUUCCCAACUAAUAUGCAGUGUGAAUAUAAGAAAGGCCAAUAGAAAUCCUAGGGGAGGUAUGGGGGGGGAGGGGACUGAAUCCUUUCUAGACCUACAGAAAAGUGAAUGUUUGCUGUUUCCUUUAAAAGUCCUUCCUUUAAAAGUCCUGGCCAAAUAUAAAAUAAUAAAAAUUAAAAUGUCAUCAUUAUUUUUGUCACUAUCUAUACUAAAGAGGAAUAAUUAUCUUAUUUGUACUGGCCUGUGUCUUUAACAGUUGGAAAAAAUGUUUUAUACUUCCUUAGCUCACUUCUGUGGAGUGCUAUAGUGAAAUUAAUCUCCAGUUUUUGCCCUACGUACAGCAAGGUGUUGUCAUAUGCAGUCUCCUAUCUAACCUCAGCUGACAGUUUUGCUGUUUUGCGGAUUAGCUUGUCUUCCUUUCCAGGGUUUUGUGUUUGAAAGCGUUUUUUUCUUUAAAUAUUUUUUAAGAUAAUAAAUCGUAGAACUCUGGUAUUUCUUUCUGAAAAGUGUAGUCUGUAAGAAAAAAAUGGUUCACUUGUGCAGUAGUCACAAGGAUAACCUGUGUUUGCAUCUUUCUCUUUUUCAAUUCUUCGUAUAAAGGGCAAAAGCAUGAUUUGCAGUUGGAAAUCACAGCAUUAAAGUUAAUACUUACUGUGCACAUGGUACAUUACAGGACUGGCGUGGCAGUCUGCUAGUAAGCUGUAAAACAGGGGGUGAGAACACUGAGCCUGGGUUGCUUGUUGCAUGGAAGUUGUGCCAAAAUAGUAGAAUAGCAAAGCAACUUAAAUUGGCUUCUUGCUGAUAUACUACAAAGUGCCUGAAGCCAGAAGCAAAGUGAAGUCAUGUUAGACUACUAGUGGUAAGUUCUUGCCUAUUCCAGGAGCUUUCAGCUGUACCUUGUGAAUAUAUAGUGACUCUGUGCUCUUAGCCUCCGGAGGUGUCAGAACCCCCUUGUGCUCCCUUGUGCCCUGAUAAAUGGAUCCAAAACUGGACUUUGAUGAACUGAGUAAUCCCUGAAAGCCGUACGUUCGCUUGUCUGUCUACAGGUCCUUUCUAAAUCACCUUCUGGAAUAUCUGAUUCUGGCCUACUUCUGGCUAACCUUUUAUUAAUACCAACCUUCUCCUCUUUCCCAUGGCCCUUCCCAAGCUUCUCCUUUUUGCCAGACUCCUCUGGGCUCCAGUGAAGGUACUAAAUAGGUUUGUUGAUCAGGAGGACUGACUUGAUGAUCUCUUCCUUGGCUGCUAAUCAUCAGAAAAAGCAAUUGGUAGAGAAGAUAGGAGAGAAAAAUGACAGUAGUUUCCUGUUGGUUGCUUCCAUUUCUCUUGUGAGCUUAAAAAUAUUUUAGGCUAGCUAUAAGCUUCUGUGGCAAGAUAAAGCUUAAUAUAUUAUUUGUACCAGCAGUAUUUUCAAUAGCUAACAGAGCAAAUCACCGCUCUGCAGUUUGGCUUUGUUUAUUUUUGAGAGAUAGCUGACAUUGUCAUGCUGAUGCUAGAUAGUAGCCUACAAGCUUGCUGGGUGGACAACCUCCUAUUUAAUUUUUUGAAAUACCAGCACUGUUUUCUUGGCCAUUUUAAUGUUUUUACGGUGGCACUUUCUCUGUGUAGAAUUUUGGUUUGCCCUUUACUUAUUUAAAAGGGCACUCAGGUUUCAUUGGUGGUGAGCGAGUUUACGGCCGUUGUCAGCAGCAGGCUCUGCCACAGUGAAGGUUCUGCAAGAAUUCGUUGCUUAUUUGCAAUGUAUAGUUGUUCCGGUCGAGUCACAGCAGCGCUAGAGUACUCUAUAACUUGGACCUGCAGAAGCUAGGCAUAAAGUGCUGAAAAAUGCAAGACUGCAUCAUUUCUAUGAGCAGGAAAGGUAGGAUCCCAAACCUGCUGAAGUCACCGAAGACCCCAUGGCACUUCUAACCAGAUCCUAAAUUCUGAUGUUGCUGGGCUUAAACUUCAUGGCUCCUAGCUCAUCAUAUGUAAUAGAUUGAGGAAGUCUUUUUAGAGAGUGGCGAUUGCUUUACUUCUCCUCUAAGGCAUGAGAACAUGUUGAUGCUAAUUUUGUUUUAAAAAAAUUGGCUAUGGCGCUUGUCUGUGGAUGAGCAGUAGCUGGCUUAUGGCAUGAUGCUGCAUUCCUUAUGCAAGCAAACCUCCUGUUGCUUGACAAAGAAUUGCAUCCUUAGUAAAAUGCACUGUGAAGCCAGUGUUUAAUUGUAAACAUAGUAAGACUCACUCCUGUGAGCAUUUCUGUACCUGCUUAGUGUUAGUCACAGAAUUGUCAGUUCCAUACAGAAUUUGAAGAGGAAAUAGGCAUGCAUCAAUAAAUUUCUGCAGAAUUGGCUUCGUAAUGUGUCCUUUUAAAUCCUUAACCCCUUAACCCUUAAACUGGAAAUGUGAGUAUUGCAUUGAAGAGUUUGUUUAGGUUUAAAAAAAACAAAAAACACGAAAAGCGGUUUUGUGUAUUUUUUAAUGUGAAUAGUGGAAGAUCCUCAUAGAGAUUAGUUGCGUUAUGUUCCUGAACUCUGCUGAAUAGUAUUGAUGAUCAGAGAGCCCUCCUGAAAGUUUUGGGCUUUCUGUCAUCUUCAAAGUUUGGUAACAGCUGCUAAAUAGUCCUCCAUACCAGGGAGAGGAAAAAAAAAAAGGCAGUUACUGCAGUACUAUCAGUACUCUGGUGCUUACUUUAGUACUUAUUAGUGUUCUAGGGCUCUACAGGAAGAAAUGAAUGUGUUUUUUUUUUCUUUUGUCUCAAAAGAAGAGAAUGCAGAAGAUCUAUCUAUAAGACAAAACUACCUUUGUUACCCCAUAACCUGUUUCUCCUAAACAUGUUGCUUCUAGGCACUUAAAUAAUCUAUAUAGGCAGAGAUUGUGAUAGAUAAUGUCACCCUUUGUGCAUUUCAGAUAAGCAUCUCUCUAAACACAAAUGUGAUCAGCAUCUCUUCUUGUCCUUUUGAGACUCAGUAACAGCUUUGUCGAGUGGCUUGAUAAUUUUUGCGCAAAAUACAGUUGGACUGCUGUGGUCAGCAACAUAUAAAAAUGACGUGGGAAGAUCUUCAGUUGAGGUAAGCUCUCCUGAGAGCAUUGGCCAUUUCACCAAGCAGGGUCUGCUCUGCUGUGCUAACUUGGGCUCAUCAUGAUCAGGCACUGAGACCUUUCCUGCUCAUGUGUUAGUUGGGCUUGUGAGUCCAUAGCAUAUCACCUGCUUUUCCCCCUGCUAGGUAGUUAGUAGCCUUUCAUUUGUGCAGUCUGUACUGAUGAGGCUUGGAGAGGAACAUUAUUUGUUUAUUGUACUCCCAGCUCUGAAGAAGGAGCUCAUCUGGACUACAUUUGCAUUACUUUGCUGUGCUACUAGAAGAGAAUAAUUAUUGAACUAUUUUAUUGUACAGCUAUUCCUAAAUUGUUGAUUUGGGUUUAUUUUUUUUUUAUUGAUUUCAGGAGGCAGCUAAUUGCCAUAUGGCAGCUUGAUGUUAAUGUUUUAUGAAGAUCAGGAAACAAAAGUUUAUGAAAAGCUUUUGUAUAGUAACUGCAGAGUUUCAAGAACUGUUUUAUACUUCCUGACAGUGCAGGUCUGGCUUAAUGGUUUGUUUUUAUUGCUUAAGAGUGUAAACCUUUCUUUAGCCGAUGUGUGGAAAUUAUAUCCUCAUCCCGCAUUACGCAUUUCUCAUUGCUCAUUACUCAUUCCCUGCUUUCAUUUCUGCCAUCUGUAAUCAGAGCUUUACUGUUUCAACUGCAUGCAAAAUGCUCCUGUCCUUUGCACACAGUAAGAUACUUUUCCUUAGCACUCACCCACCCCCUUCCAAAAAAAAAAGAAAGGGGGGGGAGGGGGAAGGAAGGAGGGGAAAAAAAAGAGAAAAAGGAAAAGCCUACUCUGUCUAUAUUGUUUUUCUCUGUUUUGGGUGGAGUCUGUCUUAGAUUCUGGUUGCUAGAUGGUUUCUGUAGUAACAAGCAGAGAAAAAUUCAAGACUGAAAAGGCACUUUUAAAGGUGCCAUAUCUUGCCUGAAGUAUUAUUUAUCUAAUUAUGAAUAUGGAAUGUUUCUCUUCUCUUUCGUAUUAAGGCUACCUUUUCCCUUUUGGUAGGGCAGACUGCUGCUAUGAGACCUUGAUUUGUUGUGUUCUUACAAUAUGAGGACAUGAGAACCACGAAUCUUGUUCCCAGUUGACUUAAGCUGCUCAAAAUAAUGAUGAAAAGCCAAAGGCAUUAAAAUGUAUUUUUAAAGACGUAAUAAAUGGUUGUUACAGGCACAGACCACUUUGUUUGUUUUUUAGUUACGUAGGAAAGAAAAAAGAAGCUAGGUUCAGAGGGAUAUUUGGAGUUUACGUGUUCUUGCUGUAAGAGAAGUGUUGGAUGAAACUGACAGUCUUUUAUUUUGUUAAAUUACUGUGUAAAAGAAAAUAUCAUAGCUCCUUCAUAACAUAUUUUUAUGCUGCUGUACUCCACAUCUUUUGUUAAUUUCUCCCAAGAGAUUUUGCAGGUGUAUUAGGAAGUAAAAGUUUGUAUGCAUCUACACGUUUGACUUGCUUGGGCACAAAAAGGAUGAGAAAAUUUUUGAAGGUUGGUUCUUUCUUGUCUUUCCAGUACUAAUCCUUCAUUACCUGUAUCCUUGACAGCUGUGUCUGCAGCAAGCAGUAAUGAUUUCCUGAGGUGGAGUUUCCUCUCUUUUUGGAAUCUAAUCACCUGGUGGUGCCCUCUGGGAUCUAGCACCCUUCAGUCCACAAGCUCUGUGCAGUGGCCACUUAGAAAAGCAGGUACACUGCUUUUGUCCCAGUUCUGUGUUCUUUAUGGAGGCAAUUUUGUCCCUGCCUUCAGUUGUCAUCUUAGCUUGGUAAGAGUCUGAUGGUCUGGACCCACCGCAUGCAGCAAAAGGUGCCUCUAACACCAGGGACUGAGUUUGUAAGUUGCCAGAAGUCUGAGGGCCAAAGCUGAUUUGCAUCUGUAUUUGCAUAGUGCUGUGAAGGCGCUCGGCUGUAAUACCUGCCCGGGCUUGUAUUGCCCUCGAUAGAUGAGCAGAGGCUGAGAGUUGUCCGACUUCUCCAGAGGUAUGAAACUUGCAGUGGGUCAUCUGGGUUCUCAGCUUAUAAGGCAAGGGAGCAAUUAGAUGUAUUUUUGCUCUUCAAAGUUCAUUCUUGUAGGGACUUCUGCAAAAUAUGCCUGGCUGUCAGUAUAGAAACUAGACCCAAGCCAUGGGGUUAGACAUGCAGUUGAAUACAUUGGCCUAACCCUAGAAAAGCAGCAGAUCUAUGGCUGUUAAGUUUGAAAAGAGGCAAGGAUUUUUGUGGGAAGAAGUUUGAGGUGAAAGAAGUGGAGAAGGAGGACACAUGAGCUUUUGAAGUUGAAAGUGUUAAUUAUGUCUGAAGUGACUUCAGGUAUAAAGAUCAGAGCAGCAAAUUGAUAACAGUCUGAAAGUUCAGGUUCCCACACCAGCUGGACUGUGGCAGAUUUAUAGUUUAAUGAGGCUGCUAAUCCCAUUAGAGAUUAAAUUAAGAAGGUCUUUCUGGGAGAUCACCAAAAAAACUAUGAAUAUUGUACUGUAGCUUGAAUCGUAAUGCUAAGGCAGCGGAGAGCUGACAUGUACUUACUGAACUGCAGGAUACUGUUUCAUUCAAUGUGUCUCGUUGAAACAAGGCAUUCAACUCCAGCAGUGUUUCACUACAAACGGAGGCAAAUGUAUUAUUAUUAUUAUUACUGCUACUAUUACUAUCAUCAUCAUCCUGUAAACAACAUGCAGAUUAAAAGAUGGAAAUAUCAACCAGAUCUACAAAUCAGCAUAGCUCUAUUGACUUCAUUCUCAGAUAAACUGGUCCUUUUUAUUAAAGCAAAUCCUCAGGAGGCAGGGAGAGCGCAUAUAAAUAUAAUGUAUUUAAGGUAACUAUUGAUAUAACUCCAGUAGCUUGGAACUUGCACAAAAACAUUUUUUAUGGCAUCCUGCACACCCUAGUGAUGGGAAAGUGCUCUAUGGAAUAAUGACUCUGUAACCACAGACUUCAAAAGUAUAGAAUGUCUGCGGCAUGAUGGAAAUAGCUGUUUCCACAUCAAUAAUAUACACACAGGCGUAUUGAAGCUUAAUUGCAAG